GUUCGCGCGCACAUCCACCAGCUGAAAUCAUCACUGCAGCACUCGACCGCCAUUCUCGGCCGCGCAAUGCCGCUGUGCUGCGUAGAGUGCAAGCCAUGCAAGGGGCACUGCCUGCCGGGGCUCUUCAAGAGCCGGCGCCCCGCGCAGCAGCUCCGCCGCGCGUUCGGGAAGAUGAAGGUAGGCGUCGGCGGCACCCGGAGGCGCCGCCGCGCCGGCAGUUUCAGCUCCGUCCGCGCGGUCUUCUGGCCGCUCAUGUCCAUGCGCUCCGAGGCCGACGCCCGCAACGACGCCGCCGCCGAGUCCCGCCCGCCGGCAAGCGCCUCCACCGACGGCAGCGUCGUCAGCGUGGGGGCGCGCGCCCCGUCGCCGUCGCUCGACAACGACACGCCGGGCGCCACGGCGUCGACGACCGCCGCGAGGGUGCUCGCGCUGCAGGCCCGGCUCGACGCGGCGCCGCCGAAGCUGGCCCUGACGCCGGCGGCUGCCAAGGUGAGCAGCAUCGGCGUGGCGGCGCGUGAGGAGGCCAGGGCCAUCGUCCGCCACGGCGAGGAGGCCGCCGACGUGGAGGCGGCGUGCCGGAGCUUCGAGAGGCACCUGGUGGAGAUGCUGGUGGAGGAGCGGAAGGUGAUGGACCUGACGGACGUGGAGGAGCUGCUGUGCUGCUGGGAGAAGCUGCGAUGCCCGGCGUUCGUGAAGCUGGUGGGCCGAUUCUACGGCGAGCUCUGCAUGGACCUCUUCACGGCCCGAGACGCCAACGUGUCAUCUGAGGCAGCAGAGGCUUUGACCUUGACCGCUUGCGCAGUCGACCCAUGACAGGUGGGCCCGGCAUGUUGGGACGGCGCAUGCUUUGCCAUUGCUUGCUGCUUGGUGACAUGGCUCUAGAUCGCAGGCGUGCUGAUGCAGUACACAUUCAGAAUUCCCCGCGUCUGUUGGUGCGAGCUUGUGUGUUAUGUUUCGUCUAGUAUGCAAAAAAAAAUCUGAUUGUUUUU
This is a messenger RNA of Panicum virgatum (switchgrass), 989 nucleotides long. RefSeq lists its product as uncharacterized. The transcript has a single exon. The record is from RefSeq and is a predicted model, not a curated record. The coding region runs from base 67 to 813 and encodes 248 amino acids. Lineage: Eukaryota; Viridiplantae; Streptophyta; Magnoliopsida; Poales; Poaceae. Gene Ontology annotation, biological process: negative regulation of DNA-templated transcription.